UUAAUUUCUUAAAUUUUGGGUCUUCUUCUCCAAAUUUUAAUAAAAAUGAAGAUUUCGAAAAACGAAUGCAUCCAGAAUUUAAAUUCAAGUCAUUUGAAAAAUCUCACGAAGCUGAAUUUCAUUCGUCUUAUUGGAAAAAAAUCGGAGAAAAUGUCGUCAACGAAAAUAUUUUAAAGUUUCAAAAUAAAAAUCCAGCGAAAAAUGUAAUUUUUUUCAUCGGCGAUGGUCUUGGAGUUCAAACAACAUCCGCUACUCGUUCAUAUCUCGGCGAUCCAAGCAUGUCUCUGGCUUACGAAACGCUUCCCUACGUUGGAAUGGCGAAAACUUAUUGCAUCGACAGACAAGUUGCUGACUCCGCUUGCACUGCAACCGCUUAUUUGUGCGGAAUUAAGGCGAAUUAUCGAACAAUUGGCGUCAAUGGAAAAGUUUCUGAAGGCGAUUGUACGUUUUCAGAAGAAAAUUCAACGCCAUCUAUCGCGAAAUGGGCUUUGGAUGCGGGAAAAGCAGCUGGUUUGGUGACAACAACGCGAGUAACUCACGCUUCGCCUUCGGGAGUUUUUGGUCACACGUCGAAUAGAGAAUGGGAAAAUGACGCAGAAAUUUUUGAGAGUGGAUGCGAUCCAAAAAUCACGGAAGAUUUGGCAGAACAAAUUGUAAGAAACGACGUCGGAUCGAAAUUAAAAGUCAUUUUGGGAGGCGGCAGAGAGAAUUUUAGACCACAAAUCUCGAUUGACGAAGAAGGAAAGCCUGGAAAGCGUCUCGAUGGCGUCGAUUUGAUCGAAGAAUGGAAAAAAUCCAAAAAUUCUGAAGGAAAAUUCGUUUGGAAUCGCAAAGAGCUUUUGGAAAUUGAUCCUAAAAAUGUUUCUUACCUCUUGGGAUUGUUCGAAGCAAGUCACAUGUUGUACAAUCUCGAAGUUCAGGAGCAAGGUCGACAACAUUUGGAGCCAACUUUAACAGAAAUGGUCGAAAAAGCCAUCGACGUGUUGAUUUCCGAGCCAAAUGGAUACUUUUUGUUCGUCGAAGGAGGCAGAAUUGAUCAAGCGCAUCACGAAAACUGGGUAAAACGCUCCUUGGAUGAAACUCUUGAAUUUUCAAAAGCAAUCCAAAAAGCAAUUGACAAAGUUGAUAUGGAAGAAACUUUAAUCGUCGUCUCGGCGGAUCAUUCUCAUGCCUUUAGUUACUCCGGAUAUCCCGAAAGAGAUGCAGAUAUUUUUGGAACAACUUCUAAAAAAGCUGAAGAUGGGUUGGAGUCACUUUUUUUGAGUUAUGCCAACGGAAAAGGAUAUAAAACGCAUGUCAAAGGAGAAGGAGGUCGAGUUGAUCCAGAAUUUCUUCCGAGACCAAGUGAUUUUCGAUAUCCGGGAACUGUUCCUAAAGACUCUGAAACGCAUGGCGGAGAAGAUGUCGGAGUUUAUGCAGGAGGACCUUGGGCUGAAUUAUUCACGGGAGUCAUUGAACAACAUUCGCUUCCGCAUUUAAUGGCUUAUGCUGCUUGUAUUGGCGAUGGAAUGAAAGCUUGUGAUAAAAAUUAAAAUUUAUAAAAGUUUUUUUUUAUUAUAAUUUUUUAAAUAAUUUUAUAAAAAAUUAAUUUUUACAAAAUUAAAAAAAAUAAUUCAUUUAAAAAAUUAACGAAAAAUAAAUAAAAACAAUUUGAUUUACUUUCUUUAAAAAAAAACAAAUAUUUAAAAAAAAAUCUAAAAAUUAUAUUUAAA
This is a messenger RNA of Culicoides brevitarsis, 1712 nucleotides long. Its product is annotated as membrane-bound alkaline phosphatase-like. The coding region runs from base 66 to 1532 and encodes 488 amino acids. Gene Ontology annotation, biological process: dephosphorylation. The transcript has a single exon. The record is from RefSeq and is a predicted model, not a curated record. Lineage: Eukaryota; Metazoa; Arthropoda; Insecta; Diptera; Ceratopogonidae. Gene Ontology annotation, molecular function: alkaline phosphatase activity.